AUGGUGGACGCCUACCAAAAGCUCGAAAAAAUCGGCGAAGGCUCCUACGGUGUUGUAUAUAAGGCAAAGCAUCGUCUUUCUGGCGCGCUUGUUGCGCUCAAAAAAAUCCGCCUCGAAUCUGAAGACGAAGGUGUCCCCGCCACUGCAAUCAGGGAAAUUUCGAUUUUGAAGGAAUUGGAUCAUGACAGUGUUGUAAAGUAUCCCAUUGCAUGUUUACCCUUUAGGUUACAUGAUGUGGUUCAUCACAAUUCAAAGCUUUACCUUGUGUUUGAGUAUUUGGAUUUGGAUUUGAAGAGAUAUAUGGAUUCCAUCCGUGCUUCGGGCGGCAUGAAAAUGGACCAAAUUAAGUGCUACCUGUAUCAGCUGAUAUCCGGCAUUUAUGCGUGCCACAGUCGAAGGGUGCUGCAUCGCGAUUUGAAGCCUCAAAAUUUGCUAAUAGAUCGAGAGGGCUCCUUGAAGAUAGCCGAUUUCGGCCUGGCCAGGGCAUAUGGCAUUCCGAUGCGCACAUUUACGCACGAGGUGGUUACGUUGUGGUAUAGAGCCCCAGAGAUCCUUCUAGGGGAUAAGCAUUACACCACGGCGAUGGAUAUUUGGAGCAUUGGUUGCAUUUUUGGCGAAAUGGUUCUUCAAAGCCCCCUGUUCCCCGGGGAUUCCGAAAUAGAUGAGCUUUACAAGAUAUUCCGGUACAUCAUGUUUAUUGAUUUUAGAAUUCUCGGAACCCCUUCCGAGGAGAGCUGGAAUGGCGUGUCCACACUGCCCGAAUACAAAACACUAUUCCCCCAAUGGCAUCCCCAAGCGUUGUCAAAAGUUUUGCCCCAACUGGACAUUUAUGGGCUUGAUCUUUUAUCGCGAAUGUUGCAAUUUGACCCGGCAAAACGAAUCUCUGCCAAACAGGCACUGCAGCAUCCGUUUUUCAACGAUAUCAACAUCCAAAGCUCAAGUUUUGCCGAAUCCACCAGCAUGCUUUCGGAAAAUGGUGCGGCAUUUUCAUUUAAUCGACUAGUUAAAACCGCUAACCACUCUGCCCCCAACGGCAGCUAUAAAGCCGGAAAACACAUGGCAGCUGAAACGGUUGCAUCCGACUGGACAUAG
Molecule: messenger RNA, 1092 nt
Organism: Mitosporidium daphniae
Lineage: Eukaryota; Fungi; Microsporidia
Exons: 4
Coding region: 1-1092 (363 amino acids)
Biological process (GO): G1/S transition of mitotic cell cycle; regulation of G2/M transition of mitotic cell cycle; protein phosphorylation
Cellular component (GO): cytoplasm; nucleus; cyclin-dependent protein kinase holoenzyme complex
Molecular function (GO): ATP binding; cyclin-dependent protein serine/threonine kinase activity; cyclin binding
Source: RefSeq, a predicted model, not a curated record